UGCAGUCCACGAUGGCACCUGCUGCCGUAAACAGCGUGGACGAAACUGGAAUGGAAACGGAGAACAACAUACUUUACGAACUUCUAACGUACUCGGAAUGGCAGCAGGAGCCCGAGAAACUGAGCAGGGCAGCUUUCGAGAGAUCAGAAGAUGCCAAAGGAUCAGGAUUUUGGGGCUGGCUUGGAUUGCUGGCCACAUCGAUGUCCAGUAUACCGCCCGCUGUUCAAAGGCUCCGCUCUUUUCACAUGGAAUGGCACUUUGUCGUUGGAGGUGAUGGCAAGCUUUUAGCGAUACUACAGGACCAGUGUGUGGAAAUUAGGUCCUCAAAGGAUGAAUAUGCAACUAUCAUUGGCCGUGGAAUCGUGCCCCGUGAUCCAAUGCCUCAGUGGAGACGCAUCGCGUGGUCUCCAGACUGCAGCUUGCUGGCCGUUGCACUGAGCACUGGGCGCGUUGAGUUCUUUGACACUGUGGGCAGCACACUUUUCCACAUCCCAGAGCCAGUGGUGCAGAUUGAAGGAGUUCUGCACGACAUCAGUUAUGCCAUGGCUGGCAUUCUCUUCACCGAAGCUCGCGUGCACAAGACACAGUGGUCCUAUGAGUUCAUAACAGUCAACUACAGGGGCGAGCUUAAAAGCUACCUGCUAAGCCCAUCUGAAGGCUACCGGGACAACCAUACCCUGACCCUGGCGUCCUUCUACUCCAAGGGAGUGACCAGUGUCCAGUAUCACCCGUCUCACCAGGUCCUCUUUGUGGCAGGCCGCUCACCCUUGCUCCCGGCAAGUGGAGAUGAUAGUAACCACGGCUCAGCCCUGGAAUUCGGCAUCACAGCCUGGCGGUUUCUCUCUGACUAUCCCCAUUACAAGCUGGUCACAACGCUCAGUGAUGACAUGCUGCGCAUGAAUCCAAGGCGGUUCUUGACGAAGAUGAGCUUUUACUACAAGCAGACAGAGGAUAUUGUUUACCAGCUAAGCAUCUCCCCAUCUGGAACUAAAGUGGCCGCUGCUCACACGUCAGGAGCACUUUCUGUUUGGACUGUUCCUUCUCUUACAAGGUUAAGCCUCUGGCGGCUGGAAGACAUGCCCAAGUUUGACCACCUAAACCCUCAAGCGCACAAGCUGAACAAACGCCGCUACCUUUCUCUUCGUCCAGAGUCUGCACACCUCACCAUUAGUGACAUGAACUGGUGGUCAGACGAUUGCCUGAUCUUGGCUCAUCACUCGGGCGCAGUCAAGGUAGUCUCCCUCCUGUCUCGACGAAACCUUUUGGGUGAAAGCCCAGAGUGGUUCGAGUUCUCACCACAAGUGUCUGGACUUUUUGAUCGUGGAUUUCUUACUCUUGAGUGCGAGUGGCUUUUUGCUGGAAUCAGAACUCCCGUUGACACCAUCGAUGCUGGCGAGAGCAGUGACGAGGAGACCUUGCCCCCGUCGCUGUCUGGUAAAGCUAGCAGUGUGUUCCGACAUGCCCUCUACUACGUCACCGACAGCGAACGCUUUGCACCGCCAAGAAAAAAGCCCAUAAUCAUCACUAAGCUUUAUCGACUGCUGUGCGUGAAGUCGACAACACCAGAAGAACUCUUCGCAGCCAAGAUAGAUGCGGAAGAGUACGGUGAAGCAUUGGAUUUGGCUCGAACCUAUGGAUUGGACAGCGACCUCGUCUACCAGCGCCAGUGGCGCAGGUCAUCCGCAUCUGUUGCAGCUAUCCAGGAUUACUUGAGCAAGAUCAAGAAGUGCACCUGGGUGAUUCACGAGUGCAUGGAGAGGGUUCCCGAAAACCUGGAGGCGGCUCGCCAACUGCUCGAGUUUGGGCUCCAAGGCACGGAUGUGGAGGCCCUGGUUGCAUGUGGGCAGGGCAGAAACAGUGGAAAGUUCGUUCUGAGCAAGCCACCUGUCUACAACAAUGAGUACGAGGACAAGGACCUCUCCGAAAUACAGCUUUUAGAGAAGCAGAAAGCAGCCACGCAGCAGUGGCGGAAAGAGUGGCUCACAAAAGUGGACUUUCACAACUUGUCUUUAGACCAACGGUGGCUCUGCGAAUGCCGCUUGAAGCUUCUUCUGUACCUAGACAGGCUGGCCAUGUAUGAGAUCUAUGAGGAAUUGACACUGUCUCCUGAGAAGUUUGAUGCUGAGUUCUUCGAAAGCUUUCGAUGCCAGCCACCGCUUGAAGCGGCCCUUUCAUUCGCACAAGAAGGCAAUGCCCCGGCCGUGUCAACGUUGUUCACCUACGCUGGUGUGGCCACUCUGCCGCACUGGCUCACUGUUAUGAGCAACUUCCCAGAGACCCUGCCUCCAUCUCAUUAUUCCACUUGCCUUCCCAAGGCCAGGAUAACAGAACAAGGCACACGUGAAGUGAUCUCAUGGGAUACACAAGACCUUAGGGAGAAAGAUUGGUGUGAAGAAAUGAUUCAAGAGGCACCAAUGGUGGCUGUGUGGAAUGCAUAUGACAAAGAUUUCUACGAUGACAACCCUUUACUGCAAAAGUGGUGGACCGAGGAGCCAACUUGUGAGAUGCUGACACAGUGGUAUUCGGAGCGAGCUCACGAGAUUGAAGAGAUGACUUCUCUGGUGGACAAUGCCUUGGAGCUGGUCAAGAUCGGAUGCUUGAACAAUGUCGAGGGUCUAGGCAAGCUCUAUGGUGACCUUCUUACGCUGGAAACGCUCGUGUAUGAGUGCCGCAUCAGCCAGCCAUUGACACUUACUCAGCUGGAGCAAAUGUCGGAUGGCGAAAAGAUCAGGAUUCUGAUGAGCAUGAGUUCAGACAAGAAGUACGUCCUGUGCUUCCGGGAUUGGUUGCUGCCAUUUUUAAAUCGGUGCGAGCAGGCUUCUCCCGGAAGUCGCCGCCGCCUGCUGGGAGAAUUCCUCUCGGAGACGGCAAAAGAAGAUCUUGCGCCUUGUGUGCAGAUCUUCGAGAACUCCGACCUGGAGGAUCCGGAGCGAAUAUUGCAAGAUGCUCAUGAACUUGCAGAACUGGCUUUGUCUUGCAUUCGCAGCUGUCAAAGAGAUGACCAACUGGACUACAUUGAAAGAAUCAUAAAGUGUGUUCCACAGCGAGGGGCAAGCGGUGAAAACGAUAGCGAGGAGCUCAAGCACUUACAUGACCAGCUGGAUGCUCUUGAAAGCUAUAUUGAGGUUGCAGAGUGUUUUCAUCGUUACGGCGCCAAAAUCUGCAUCAAGACGGUCGUUGAAAGUGUCAGUGAUGUAAAACAACUCGAGCUCUUGUUGAAGAAGGUCACAUCUGCAGCCCUGAAGAGGUCUCCUCCACUUACAGAAAAUGAAUGGAGCUCUUUCUUGGAUGAUAUAUUGCUGUUUCAGAAGAACGUCUUUAGCAGCCUCACAGUACCUGACUGUGUCAAGAUGGUGGCACAUGCCCUGCUUGGUUCAGGGAAUCGGGAGUUUAUUGGAUCUGCAUCAAAACUGCUGCUGUGCAACCAAGAAGGCAUGUCCUCCAAACUGAAGCACCCAAACAGCUUGCCAUUCAAGACCUCAGUGGAUCUGGUCCUUUCUGCUGCCAGGGAAUAUGUCGAUUCUGCAGCAUCGCACAUGGAUUCUUGCAUUCCUCUUGCGAGGGCGUGUUUGCAGAUAUUGGACAAUAGGCUUCCUGAAGUGAAGGCAGAGUUGGACUUUCUGUCAGCACUGCCUUUGUUGAGCCAGUUCAAAGUUCCUGCACUUCCCAUUCAAGCUCGACUCUGUGAUAAGAUGGAGCUGAUCAGAGAGGCUCUAAACCACACACCAAAUGCCUACAAACAGUCCGACAAGAUGCUCAAGCUGGCGGAACUGUUGCACUUGUACGGCGAGGACACAGCAAGACGUGAAGGAGCUGUUCUCUCUCUGCUUGCGAAUGUUGCCCUUGAGGAUGCAGACUACAAGCACUGCUAUGAAGUUUGCCAGAAGCUGAUGGCCGGGUACCACUCUGAAGGCUGGAAGAUAUGCCAGAGCCUUGGAGAAUGCACCGAGUUCAAUGAUCUUGCCGCUCGGCAGAAACUGCUUGCAUUCUCUCUUUGCUACUGUCCGGACACUGCGGUGGACAAGCUCCUGAAGGCUACCCAGAUGCUGGAAUUGCAGGAGAUCUACCAACAGCUUGAUCUUCCUCAGGACGAGGUGUCCGGCAGUGCUAGCAGAGAAUCCACUCAGCUGCCUGACUGCAAGGAGGUGUCCUCGUGGGGCUCUGGAGACUCCGUGAAGUCAGACGGUAGCCAAGAGAACUCCUGGGGCAUCGUAGGCUUCACGGCGGGGAAAACUCGUUCCAUGCUGACAACCCUUGGCAGUGCUGACUUCUGGAAAAGCACAGUCAGGAAUCUCACUAACGUCAAGCGCCGGAAGCCAGUUCAGAGGACUGCAUCCACGGUCCGCUCCAACACCGAACUUGAGCAGUUUGCUGUCCCACACUUCUACCAGUCUGUCUUUCAAGAUGUUUAUGUGAGCAAGUACAGUCCAUCAUGUGGGAAAUGGGACAGCCCCAACAUGAGCCCCGUGCUGGUCGAUCUCUUCAAUGUUCUCAGGGCAUCCAUGAUCGCAGAGGCCAUUGAUGACAAGUCACCCUCAGCUCAGUGCUCAUAUGAAAGCCGCAGCUCCAUCCUACUUGGUUUGGCCAAGGGCAUUUUGCCAGAUGACACACUUCUGGCGAUGUGCUGCCUUUUUGGUGUCCAACAUCUGGACCAGGUGGAAGAGUUCUUCCUGAACUUGCCGAGCACACCACUAGUCUUGAGCGUCGCCUCCUACUUCUUCUCACUCUUGGUCCUCGUCACCCUUAAUCCGGAUGACACAGACCGACUGAUUUCACUUGAUGCCCAGCAGGUGGUGCAAGAGGUGUCAAGCAAGAACCAAGACGCACUUAGUGACGAUGCACUUGUUUGCGCGAAACUUUCCUCAAAGUUCUGCAAGAUGCAGGCUGACCUUGCUCAGGCCGAGCUGCUGAAAAGGCAGGGCGGAAGCAUUGAUGUGGAGCGUUUUGCCGAAGACAAUCGCUACAAGGCAGAAACAAUUCUUGGGAUGGCUCUCACACUGGACCAAGAAGCUUUGCAUGCGGCCAUCUCCCUGGCCAGGACAUACGACAUUCCCGUCUGGGAUGUUUAUAUGUGCCAUUUGGAAUUUCUAUUCUCUGAAGGAUGUGACAUGGCUGAUAUCGAACAGCGCCUUCUCACGGGUGGCAUGCUGGAGGUCCUAGCUUCCAACCCUGAAUCUCUUAGGGAAAAGCUGCUGAGCAGAAUCUACCCAUCACUUAAUGGAUCCGACCACGGACUCAUGAGGUUUUUCUACAAGCUGCUCGAGAAGUGUGGCCAAGCAUUCACCGACGACUUGGGUCUGAGGCCUUCCGACCAUCUCAAGCUCCUCGAGAGGCUUCGGUCAGCAUGCCCUCAAAUCGACUACAAAGCCUUACUGGAGCCAGGGAAUUCACCUCUUAGUGUGUUCAGCCCAUUUGUGAACAAAGACACAGUCGAGGCCAUUUCAGAAUUGGCUCCCACCAUUCCCUGCCGUGAUGGCAGCCGUUUGACGCCCUCCUCCAUUUAUUGCGCAUGGGCUACCAAGCUCUUCCUUUCAAAGGGAGGAGAAACAGUGCUAACAACGACUGAGUGGACUAAGCACUUUGAUGAGUGCCGUGGCUACCUUGAGAACCUUUCUCCAGCAGAUCUUGUGACGUUUGCAGAAUCAGUCGCAUUUGACAAGGUGUCGCUUGAACGUGUCAGCCGAAGAAUACGCCUAGAUGUCGUGAGGCAGUGCCUGAAACUUUCGAAGCAGUAUCACGUCGACAAGAUACCCAAAAUUGGAUCCGAAGAGGAAUGGAAAGAUGCUGCGAAAACCCUCCAGAGCUACCUGUCACACUUGCAGAGGAUAGCAGACGGAGUAUUGGACGAAGCUGUUGACCCCAGCAAUCCUGUAGUUCAGAGCUAUGCAACUGAGUUUGAGCUUUCACGGGGCAUUCCACAGAAGUUGGAAGCCAUGCUACUUCGUUGUGCCAUGUCGGAAACCACACCUGGCCUGUUGCAAUCCCUGCUAUCCUGCUGCCCACCAAACACAGUGGACAAGCAACCUGCAGACAUAUACUCGGAUUCGAUCUUGCUCGCUUCAGAACAGCUCAGAAAUCCAGAAAAGAAGUUGCACGACGUGUUCGACUCGAUGACACCUGAGGAAGUCCUGGAACGUAUUCUUCGCCAAGUUCUCGAAGAAAGUGAUGAUGUGUUUGUUGGAGACAUGGUACUCGACCUGCUGAGACCUUUCUGUCUUGACAGCAGCGUAUCAAUUCAUGUGCGCCUCAAGGUGCUGGAGAUACUUGAGAAGAAUGUUUCGCUGAAUGCUGACGAUGAGAACCUUCUACUGCUCCUUCAAGUGCAGACAUUAAUCUGGUCCGAGUGGCCAGACUACGAGCUUGACGAAUGCACUGAAUUGGACGGUGACAAGAGGCAGGCCAUGUUUGAUGAACUCCUUCAACGCUGCAGCACACAGUCAGGCUUUGUUGUCCUUGGAAAGCUCCUUCAGUGUGGUGAACCUCUGGAUUCCACAUCAGAAUUGGAUCCAGAAAAGAAUCCUUGGACUCAACUGAUAGGCAAGAUGCUUUUAGUUUGUGAGGGGGGAUCGGGUUUGGAUGAAGCCGAAAGCCUCUUCUUAACUGCAAUCAAGAACUGCAGCCUCAAUUUAGAAUGUUGCCGUUAUAUUUUCUGCGAGUUCGAGAAGAAGAACAGCCUGAUUCACAUACUUCGAGCGUUUCUUCAGACUGAUUUUCCACAGCUUCAUAGUGACGCAGUCGCAUACCUGAAGCAUGUUGAUAAGAUUUCGGAAUGCGACUAUGAUGAGACUGUGUUGAACAGGAUUUUGCAGCUGAGGUUUCUUCCUGAUGUGGUGUCAACGCCACUGUACCGACCAGUCAUAGACCACCUGAUUGCUAACAAAGACUCUGCAGAAAAGCACUUCAGCAUUCAGGAGGCAACGAGGAGCCUCACCGAUGCCAAUAUGCUCGCGGAAGCGGGCACGCUGUUACUGCAAUUAUCACGAACACACCUUGCCGCAUGCACCUUCAACACAGCUGUGAAUGCUGCGAGGAGAUGGCUUCGAGGAAUGACCAGUGAACCUUAGUGAAGUGUAAAUUUCUCUAGAAGCUAUAGACUUCCUAAUUGAAUACACAUUGAUGCUGUGAUUAUCAAAUAUUUUUUAUUUAACUCAUG
Molecule: messenger RNA, 7153 nt
Organism: Rhipicephalus microplus (southern cattle tick)
Lineage: Eukaryota; Metazoa; Arthropoda; Arachnida; Ixodida; Ixodidae
Product: NBAS subunit of NRZ tethering complex
Biological process (GO): retrograde vesicle-mediated transport, Golgi to endoplasmic reticulum
Cellular component (GO): Dsl1/NZR complex
Molecular function (GO): SNARE binding
Source: RefSeq, a predicted model, not a curated record